AUGCAGGCAUCGGGAGGCAGUGUGAAGCCUUUUGUCCACUUCAAUGCUAAGCAGGAUGCAGAGCUGCUCUACAAGGCCAUGAAAGGCCUUGGAACGGAUGAAGGCACCAUCGUCAUGCUCCUGACCUCCCGUUCCAAUGACCAGCGGCAGCAAAUCAAAGUGGCGUACAAGAAAUCUCACAGCAAGGACCUUGUUAAAGAUUUAAAGUCUGAGUUGGGCGGAAAGUUGGAGGAUCUCAUCUUUGCUUUAAUGAGCCCGCCGGCAUCCUACGAUGCUAAUGAGCUCCACAAAGCCAUAAAGGGUGCAGGGACGGAGGAUAAUGUCCUGAUUGAGAUCCUGGCGUCUAGGACUCCUGAAGAGAUGAAGGACAUCAUCAAGGCUUACAAAAAAGACCAUGGUGGCAAGCUGGAGAAGGACAUCAUGGGAGACACGUCAGGCCACUACCAGAAGAUGCUCGUGACUCUCCUGCAGGCGAACAGAGAGGAAGGGGUGGACGAGGCGAAAGUCGAGAAGGAUGCGAAGGAGCUGUAUUCUGCGGGAGAGGAGAAGUUUGGCACAGACGAGGGCAAGUUUGUCAACAUCCUCAGCACCCGGAGUGUUGAGCACCUGCGAGAAGUGUUUGACGCCUACAAAAAGAUUGCUGGGUGUGAGAUUGAGGAGAGCAUCAAGGACGAGUUCACAGGAAAUGUGGAGAAGGUGUUGCUGGCCGUGGUGAAAUGUAUCAGAAGUGUUCCUGCCUACUUUGCCGAAUGUGUCCAUGACAGCAUGAGUCGUGCGGGUACAGACGACAAGACUCUGAUCCAUAUGGUGUCCAGGAGUGAGGGUGACACUGACAUCAGAACCCACCACAUGCGCCUGUACCGCCAGACCCUCUACAAUACCAUAAAGGAGGAUACAGCAGGGGACUACCAGAAGGCUUUGCUCUACCUGUGUGGAGGAAAUGACUAAUGAUUCCUGUGGGGAAAUCUGGCCUUACUGUCAUCUGUCAGUCUGAAGAAAUCCAGUUUGAGUUCAAUUUCUGUCUGCUAUUCUAGCUCUCCAAACGUAUUCUUCUUUGAUUACUUUUAGAUGACAUUGAAAUAUUUUAUUGGAUAUUUGAAUUGAAAAGUAAUUGCUCAUUGAAGGCAUUCACAGUGUGACCAUACAUAUCAUGGCAGGAGUGUAGAAUGAUUCAAUCAAUAUAUAACAACAAGUACUUAACCACGGCAGUUACAAAGAAGUUAUAAUAUAUUGUAAAGCAGUCAUGGGUAAACAAAAG
This is a messenger RNA of Clupea harengus (Atlantic herring), 1258 nucleotides long. It is a transcript of the gene anxa5a, whose product is annotated as annexin A5a. NCBI's taxonomy places the organism in Eukaryota, Metazoa, Chordata, Actinopteri, Clupeiformes, Clupeidae. The record is from RefSeq and is a predicted model, not a curated record. Gene Ontology annotation, biological process: negative regulation of coagulation. Gene Ontology annotation, cellular component: vesicle membrane; plasma membrane; nucleus. Gene Ontology annotation, molecular function: calcium ion binding; phosphatidylserine binding; calcium-dependent phospholipid binding.